UCAGCAGGAAUAAAGCAGGUGGCCUAAUCCCCCGAUUUUGCUGCCCUUUCUUGCCCCCGUUCCGCGCGUCUCGAGUCCGAGUCCCGAAACCUCUUCAUCGAGCUCUCCCGCCAUUUCCGCAGUCGAUAUAAUGUUCAAGCGAUCGUUCCGGUCCCGCGACGCUGCCCCCUCCCAGCGGGAGGUCACGGCGGCGCCAAUGGACUCGCAACACCGCGUGGACAAGUCUGCGAGGCUGAUGAAGAAGGGCACGGGCUCCGUGCGGGACCCCCAGAAGCUGUCGAAACUGCAACGGUCGCUCACGGGCGAGGAGGCCUCGCGCAUGCAACAGCAGGCGAGGCUGAGUGACAAGGCCCUCGCCCCUGCGCCCAUCGUCACCCUGACGGUCGGCGCCGAAGGGCGACUGUUUGCAGCGCACGAGGACGUGCUGUGCCAGGCCCCCUUUUUCGAGAGGAUCCUGCACGGCAACUACUUCGAGGCGCAGAGCAAGAGGAUCGCGCUCCCGGAAGAGGAGCCAGAGGUUUUCAGCGCUGUUCUCGAGUACCUCUACAAGGGUGACUACUACCCCCGCUUGCUGCACAACAAGCACCGGAACUCUUGGGAACUCGAGGACGCGCUCCCCCGUCGGGCCACUGCCCAGUCCUCCCCGACGAUCCACGACUCCCCCAAAAUGGGAGGCGGCCGCGCAGGCCAGAGCCCCCAGACAAGUUCGGCUGUCGAGGCGACCGUGUAUCUCUCCAGCGUAGACCAGCAUCUACUCCGCGACACAGUCAUCUACUGUGCCGCGGACCGCUACGGGCUGGAGGAGCUGAAGCGUCUGGCGCUGCGGAAGCAAGGGUUGCAGUCCGGCAUUGAUGUCGGCACGAUCCUCCGCAGUGCCCAGUACUGCUACGCGCACACCCCCGACUCGGACAGCCGCCUGCGCGCCCAUUACCUGGCACUCAUCAUAAGGUGCCGCAAGACCUUCAAGCGGAGCGGCACCAUGCAGGCCGAGAUGGAGAAGAGCGGCGCCGGCGUGUACGGCGAGGCCGGCGGGAAGCUGUUCUUCGACCUGUUCGUCGCCAUGUGCAACCACCUCGACGAUGUUAUUGAGGCGAGCAACGCCCGCACGCCCAAGACCAUCUGACGGGCUCCGUCCGGUGCCUCGGCACCGGUUGGUCUGCCACUAGAACGCACGAGCGGGUUUCUGGUGUUCUAUAGGCGCAUGUUGGGAUCGCUAUGGGCCUGAUUUAAAUUUUGGAUUUGCGGAUACGACGGGGUUCCCGAGUUCUUGCUUGCUGUCUUCCAUGCUUUCUUCGUUCGUUGGGGUCCUGGGUUCUUUUUCUCGUU
This is a messenger RNA of Phialemonium atrogriseum, 1326 nucleotides long. RefSeq lists its product as uncharacterized. The record is from RefSeq and is a predicted model, not a curated record. Gene Ontology annotation, molecular function: protein binding. Bases 131 to 1123 code for a protein of 330 amino acids. NCBI's taxonomy places the organism in Eukaryota, Fungi, Ascomycota, Sordariomycetes, Cephalothecales, Cephalothecaceae. The transcript has a single exon.